This is a messenger RNA of Venustampulla echinocandica, 1368 nucleotides long. Its product is annotated as Phosphoglycerate mutase-like protein. Gene Ontology annotation, molecular function: ATP binding; fructose-2,6-bisphosphate 2-phosphatase activity; 6-phosphofructo-2-kinase activity. Gene Ontology annotation, cellular component: cytosol. Gene Ontology annotation, biological process: fructose 2,6-bisphosphate metabolic process; fructose metabolic process. The record is from RefSeq and is a predicted model, not a curated record. Bases 1 to 1368 code for a protein of 455 amino acids. NCBI's taxonomy places the organism in Eukaryota, Fungi, Ascomycota, Leotiomycetes, Helotiales, Pleuroascaceae. The transcript is spliced from 5 exons.
AUGGAGUUAGCACGGCCUUCCAAGAAGACUAACAGUGUGGGCGUGCAGGUGGAAGAUACUCAGAUCUGUGUCGUGAUGGUCGGUCUGCCAGCUCGUGGAAAAUCACUCAUUGCGCAGAAGGCUCAGCGCUACCUCCGCUGGCUCUCCAUCGAUGCCAAAGUCUUCAAUGUAGGCAACUACCGUCGCCAUGACACCCCGCAACCGACCGCCGAGUUUUUCGACACCACUAAUGUCGAGGGAGAGCGCAUGCGCCGUCUCGCUGCUGAAGCUGCCGUGAAGGACAUGGUCGCUUGGUUCAAGAAGGGUGGGCUCAUUGGAAUUCUGGAUGCUACCAAUUCGUCCAAGGAACGUAGACGCUGGAUCAAGGAUGCAAUGGAUGCCCAUGGCAUUGAGACCUUAUAUGUGGAGAGCAAAUGCGACGACGAGGAUCUCAUCAUGAGCAACAUCCGCGAGGUCAAGACAACAUCCCCCGACUACGUUGGCCAGGACCCGGAGGAGGCUGCCAAGGACUUCCGAAACCGAAUUCGCAACUACGAGAAGGUUUACGAAACGAUUGAUGAUGAGGAGAGUGAUUUGACUUAUCUAAAGAUCAUGGACGUUGGCAAGCAGGUCAUAAUCAAUCGUAUACAAGACUACCUCCAGAGCCGGGUUGUCUAUUACCUGAUGAAUCUUCACAUUAGGCCAAGAUCCAUCUGGCUAUCGCGUCAUGGCGAGUCUAUGUACAACCUGGGCGGCCAGAUCGGCGGUGAUGCUGACCUCUCGGAGCGCGGUCACGAAUAUGCGCGUCGAUUGCCGGAAUUAGUCCGCAAGUCUGUUGGGGAUGACCGCCCUCUGACCGUCUGGACAUCGACCCUCAAGCGUACCAUUCAAACCGCCCGCUUCCUCCCCGAACACUACAACCAACUUCAAUGGAAGGCUCUUGAUGAACUCGACUCCGGUGUCUGCGAUGGCAUGACCUAUGCUGAGAUCAAGGAGGCGUACCCCGAGGACUUCGCGGCGAGAGAUGACGAUAAGUACAACUACAGAUACCGAGGUGGUGAAUCAUAUCGGGAUGUCGUUAUCCGCCUUGAGCCAAUCAUCAUGGAACUCGAGCGCUCGGAAGAUAUCCUGAUCGUCACUCAUCAGGCCGUUCUUCGCUGCAUCUACGCAUAUUUCAUGAAGAAGGAUCAGAGAGAGUCUCCAUGGUUGAAUGUACCCCUUCACACCCUCAUCAAGCUCACUCCCCGCGCCUAUGGUACUCUUGAGGAGUUCACUAGCUCGGGUAUCAGUGCCGUUAGCACCUGGCGUGGGAAGGGCAGCGUUGCUAAGCACGAAGAACCCCUUUCGCAAGGAAACAGCUUGGGAAGCGCCGGUGACGGCGGCUCAUAA